AUGCACUUGAAGGAUGAGCAGUAUCACGAUGCAUUCGAAGAUCCGAUAGAUUCAACAGCAGGCAGCGGUUUAAUUCCAGGUAUAUCGGACGCUAGAGAACUCAAUGGCAAUAAUCAGCCGAAUAGCGAUUCCGAAUCAGAAGAAGAGGGAGGAGAAGGCCCGCUGGCUACUAAACACCUGUCGCAUGAUGCUGAGGCUCAUUUCAAGAAUCUGGAAUUCCAAGGAGUGCCAAACUCUACGCUCAGCGCCGCAGCAGACGAACCUACUGGUGACGAAGAAAGAGACGAGCAGUCGAACUGGCUUAAAAAAAUGUACCCUCAAGAUUCGUUCUACGGCUGGCGGAAGGAAAUGGGUCAAGCGUUUCGUCGGUUUUCUAAGCUAACGGGAAGACGGAAUACGCGUUCUGACAUUGGGAAAAAUGUGCGAUCGUCAGUUUCUCACCAUCAGAGUCCUGAAGAUAUGUUUACGCAAAGUUUAGCAUCAGACCUGAUCGAUACAUUGAUUUCAGGCUGCCCUGCCGCACUUUUUGCUGGCUGUUCCUUUCUUCGUGAUGAACACGGCGUUAGAAGAGCCCCAAUCCUUUUGGCAAUGCUGGGAGUAAAAGUCAAGCCUUCCAAACCGCAUACCAGCUUCGAUACUAAUAUGAACGAUGCAGAUAAUGGUAAUGGCGAUGCUCAUGAGUCCCAACGCCAUGAUGCCAAGUUUAAAUUAGAAUUGGAGUAUGGUGUUGGAUACAAUCGGUUGAAAUGGGCUGUGGUGAAAUCCUACAAAGAUCUGGCUUCUCUUCACACUAAAUUGAAACUCAUGUAUUUUCAGCAAAAUGCUAUAAACAAACUCCACAUCGAUAACCACGGCCACAAUCAAUUGCAUUUACCCCAUUUCCCACGGUUUGACGACCUCACAAAAAAGGAACGCAAUACCAUGGCGAAUGAAUUAGCCGCAGAAACGAGUAGCACAGACACCAGAGACAGCGAGGUACCCGCGGGAGCUGAAAAUCAAAACCAUAACGACGCGGCUUCUUUAGCAACAGGUGGCACGACCCAAUUCGAAAUAAAAAAGUUCCGCAUGAAACACUUGGAAGACCUCUUAAGUGAACAGGAUGAUUCAUCCCAUCCCAUGCACCAAAGAUUGGAACGCUACCUGAAACUUCUGAAUUUAGCGCUCUGCCUCAGACCUCAGUCUAACCGGCUGUUCCAAUUUUAUGAACUUUCGCCAAUCGGAAAUUUACUCAGCUAUGAAAAUGGCUACCAAGGUAAACAAGGCUACAUGGUCGUUAGGUCCACUGCUAGUGCCCAGGGCUGGAGAGUGUCGCACUUUAAAUUUCGGGAUUUUCGAGCAAUGAUCGAAAGACAUACAAACAAAUGGUUUUUGGUCAGACAUUCAUACAUUCUCUAUGUGUCAGAUCUUCACUCCACCACUCCUUUGGAUGUCUUCUUAGUCGAUUCCAGCUUCAAAAUUCGAGUUCCUGGUGAGUUCGAAGUCUCGGUAGAUGACUACAAAGAUUUUGAUCCCAUGGGCCAUGAUGCCAGAAAGAUUUCCACUAAGCUGCAAAUAACUUUGGAAAAUAGUGAACGCAAGAUACAGAUGCUUGUGAAGUCCGAGUUCCAAUUAAGGCUGUGGGUCGCUUCUCUCUCUAAAAUGGUAAAGUCCACUAUCUGGUCCCAAAAGAAAAGAUUUGACAGUUUUGCGCCUGUGAGACGUAACUGUUUUUGCAAAUAUCUUGUCGACGGAAGGGACUACUUCUGGGCGUUAAGCGAAGCACUGUCGAUGGCCCAGGACGUAAUCUUCAUACACGACUGGUGGCUCUCGCCUGAAUUGUACAUGCGGCGACCAGUCAAAGCCAAUCAAGAGUACCGAAUCGAUAGAAUCUUGAGAGAAAGAGCCGAAAAAGGCGUUAAGAUUUUCAUUGUUGUUUACAGAAACGUAGGCUCUACUGUUGGAACUGAUUCCUCCUGGACGAAACAUUCGAUGCUCAACCUUCAUCCAAAUAUUCACUUAAUUCGGUCUCCUAAUCAGUGGCUACAAAACACCUACUUUUGGGCUCAUCACGAGAAAAUGACUGUUAUUGAUCACAGUGUAGCUUUCAUGGGGGGAAUUGAUUUGUGUUACGGUAGAUUCGAUACUCCUGAACAUGUUUUGAAAGACGAUGACCCAGACCUUCAAAAUCAGAAUUUCCCAGGUAAGGACUACUCUAACGCUCGCGUCUGUGACUUUUAUGAUCUUGACAAACCUUUUGAGUCAAUGUACGACAGGAAUGUGGUCCCCAGGAUGCCAUGGCACGACGUUCAUAUGAUGACCGUAGGUGAGGCAGCGCGCGAUAUGUCUAGGCAUUUUGUGCAGAGAUGGAAUUAUGUGAUUCGACAAAAACGCCCUAGUCGCCCUACCCCUUUGUUGACGCCUCCAAGUGAUUUCACAGAAAGCGAAAUGAAGAAAUCUCCAUUUUUUCAAGACAUAGCUGAUCGGUCAACUUGCGAGGUCCAGGUGUUGAGGAGUGCUGGUAACUGGUCAUUGGGCCUCAAAAAGACCGAACACUCUAUUCAAAAUGCUUAUCUGAAGUUGAUAGAAACAUCGAAUCACUUUGUUUACAUGGAGAACCAAUUUUUCGUCACAAGCUCUAGCUGGGAUGGUGUAGUUGUGGAAAACAAAAUCGGUGAUGCACUUGUAGACAGAAUAAUAAAAGCCAGCAGCGAAGGCAAGGCGUGGAAAGCCUUUAUAGUCAUUCCUCUAAUGCCUGGCUUCGAUUCACCUAUCGACAAGGCCGAAGGUUCUAGCGUUCGUGUUAUCAUGCAAUGUCAAUUUCAAUCGAUUUCAAGGGGAGAGACGUCAAUAUUUGCUAGGCUCCGGAAACUAGACAUUGAUCCUUUGCAGCAUAUCCAAUUCUUUUCUUUAAGAAAAUGGUCAGCGUUAGGACCUAACGAUCGAUUAGUCACAGAGCAAUUGUACGUGCAUGGUAAAGUCCUUAUAGCCGAUGAUCGAGCUUGCAUUAUUGGUAGUGCUAACAUCAAUGAGAGGUCAAUGCUCGGUAACAGAGAUAGUGAAGUAGCUGCUCUAGUUAGAGACACAGAUCUCGUUGAAUCGAAGAUGGGUGACAAACCUUAUCUUGCCGGAAGGUUCGCUUGGGAGCUAAGACAGAGACUCAUGCGUGAGCAUUUAGGGUGCGACGUAGAUAUUGUCGAAGUCGUAGAACGGAAAUUUGGAAAGCUUGAAGAGCUUGCAAAACUGAAUUACAAAACUUUACAUUUAUCAAACGACGAAAAUAACAAUAAGAAAGCCCAAAUUGAAUCCGCGCUCAUAGAAAUCGGCUAUAGAGAGGUUAUGCAUACCGAAGCAAGUGAAGCCUGGAAGGAAAAGUAUGGCUCUAUCAAGAAUUUCGGGCUGCAAAUUGAACCCGGAAAGUCUGAAAAUGAAGAUUCAGGUUUUCAGCCGGUUGAAAACAAUAACGUCAAAUCGAACUUGACAUCUACUAAGCAGAGGAAGGAAGAUUCGAAUUAUAAUUUGAAUCACUAUCACUCGUUCAACAACAGAGCAGGCGAGGCCAAUCUAGGAAUUCGUGACAAAAAGCCUAUCAGUACUGACUCCAGAUUGGUCAACAAUGAGGUUCACACAGCCGACGUCGACGGUCUGGGUCUAGACGGAUGGAAGAAGGUAAGCCACAAGUUGAAGCAGAACGUAACCGAAAAACUACGUUCGUGGGCCGAGAAAAUGCUGGUGUCAACCGCUGAUGACAAAGUCGGUGGUAAGCGUGCAGACAGCUUUUUGCCUCAUCGUGAAGACGUGGAGAUCUACUUGGAUGACUUUGCAGUCACACCCACAGAGAAAUGGGAUAUGCUCAAACGUAUUUGCUAUCUCCAAUACCUGUCUCAUAAAAACGACAUGAAGAUAAACUCUGAGCGUAGUGAGAAUGAGUCUGACUCGUCAAUUAGCAAAUCUUCUCAGAAUCCUGACACUACUGACGGGAACUCUCACAAAAAUCACGUAGAGGCAGUAGAAGAACAUGAGUUGGACGACGAAAUUAUCGACGACAUGUUGAUGCAGCUGUUGCCACCCGUUGGUAACAACGGUUCUCAACAAAAGGAUUUCCUAAAUUUGAAGUUCGUCGACCCCUACGCAUUUGAGGAUCCACUGUGUGAUGCGUUUUAUGAGGAUAUGUGGUUUGCUGUUGCAUUGCGCAACACGAUGCUAUUCCGACUUGUUUUCCAUUGCCAACCGGACAACUCGGUGCAAACUUGGCGUGAUUACAAAGACUUUAACCGCAUGCGUGAGGAAUUCGACAGCAGCCAGGACACCGUGAUUGAUCUCGAGCGCUAUCCCGAGAGUGAGCAAGAAAAUGCAAUGGCAGGAAAGAAAUCACUACAGCCGCAAGCUUCCCGUAAAGAGGACGGAUCUUCUUCGAUGAAAACGGCACACAACAGCACUGCGGCCAAGACUAGCGUGGGCCAUCAGGAUUACAAAAGUCGAUCGCGCGCAUUGAAGAUGAAAUUGUCCAACAGCGUGCUGUACGGUGCCAACCAGCGCAUCUUUGACAAGUACACGGCACGCAGAAUUCUUGAACGGGUACACGGACACCUGGUCAUAUUCCCAACUGACUGGCUGGCACGCGAGGUUGAGUCCAACAAUUGGUUUUACAGUGCAGACAGAUUACCGCCCAUCGACAUUUACGACUGA
This is a messenger RNA of Lachancea nothofagi CBS 11611, 4665 nucleotides long. The record is from the annotation of a GenBank genome assembly. Lineage: Eukaryota; Fungi; Ascomycota; Saccharomycetes; Saccharomycetales; Saccharomycetaceae.